AAAAAACGUCAAAAAGUGCGUGUGCGUUAUUGGGGUACAGUGAUAACAGCGUGAUAGUUUAAUAAUUUUCUACGGAUUUGAAAUAAGCACGGCAGUCAAAGUGGUAACUUAUCGGAACGAAGUGGGAUCAGUUUAGCAGUUUUACUGUAUGCGAUGAGCAGGAUUUGCGCAACUGUACUGAACGUUUGCAUUGACAUAUCCAGCUAGCUACGUUAACGUUAGAUAUGUUGUCUACCUGCGGUAAUCACUAAUGAUUCAUAAUCGAUGUUGCUAAUUACAGCAGUGAGUGGGGCUUUUUAAUAUUGUACUGGUAAUUACAGAUUCAUACACUGCAGACGCAAUCUUUAGCAGGCUGCUGUUAUUUUCGUAGCUAAUUUUGGGAAUAAUUUCACUUCGUGUAGCGGGGGUGACGAACCAACCGGGUUUGGCGAUUGUGACACUCACGAAAUGCUGUAGAGGACAACAACAAGAACCGACUUACCACAUUUGAGAACUGGCCUGGGCUAGUAUCACCCACCGUGAGAUCAGAGGCUGCGAAUCGAAUCGAAAGGAAAGUGUUCCUCUAUAUAUCCGAGCUCCAACAGGGAAGAAGUGACCAUGGUGGUGUGGAAUGAGCUUUAUCUAAUGAAACCUCUUUGGUAAAGAUUCACAAUAAAAAAUGUGAUUAAACUGAUACAGAAGAAUACAUUGCACAGUAACAAGACUUUGCCGGGUGCAGUCUCUUCAAAGGCUCAGUGUGGAAGUAUGUGAUGACCCACGCGCAAAUCAAAGAUUCCCUACGCUGGUACCCGAGUGAAGGGGCGGAACGGGUCUGGGCAAGGACGCAUGGUGAGAAAAUGGGCCGAGCCUGGCCUGAGUGCCCGCUGCGAGAUGGCAGAACCAAGCAGCACAUGGCCAAGAGACGCAGGGUUAAGGAGAUCAAGGACCUGAGCUCGGAGCAGGACAGGAAGCUGUACCCGCUCAGGGGACGGGUCGGCAUGGCUGACGUGGGCACCCGCAGCUGCAGGGUGCUGCUCACGAGGCUGGAGGAGAGCGGGGUGAAGAGCGCUGGCCAGGAAUGCCCCGAGAACCUCACUGGCGGCAGAGAGGAGCAGAGCGCAUGGGCCGGGCAGGAAGGGAGAGCGUCCCACAGCUGCAGCAAGAAAACUUGCAGAACCUGUCGCGUGGCACCGAAACCAAAAACUAAACCAAAAGUGGAAAAGCGUGACCUUCAUCCGCCCGCUCCGGAGCCACGGAAGCGGAGGCUGGCCUCUCUGAAUGCCGAGGCCGUCAACAGCCUGCUGCUGGAGAGAGAGGAUCCACUGCAGACGGCAAGGCUCGCAAAGAAACUGCAGCAGCAGCAGCGGCUGAACGGGGAGUGCACCUCUCUCAAGGACCCAGCUGGGACCACCGCCACAGCACGAAAAGGCCCGGAAGUCCAGAGGGGGCUCAAGCCCCAGAGGACUGACAGCCUAGCCGGGACUCCCAAACGGCAGAAGAAGGGAAAACCGGAUGGCCGAGGCGCAGAGCAGCUGAGCCUGGAUGGCCCCGCGCCGCGGCGCCUGGCAGGACUGAACGCUGCCGCCCUGCUCAAACUCACCAGCACCUCCUCCGGCACCAAGAGACGCCUCAAGGCUGACUGCAAGGAAGUGUGUGGGGCAACGGCGUCGGUGCGGGGGAAGCAGCCGCACCCAAAAACACGGAAACAACAACAUAGGCCGCAGCAGCAGGCCAUGUUGAAGGGGGGUUGCACCGUGUGCAAGAAGGAAGCCCUGCACCCCGAGGUGGAGUGGGAGGGAACCACGGGGGGCCAUGGCUUCCACAAAUCAGGGUAUUUGUGUCGAACCAUAUUGGGCUACCCACUUAAGCCUGUCAAAGAGGAGCAGACUGAGACUGAGGUGAAUCCUUUUUACUACUGUGGCCAGGAGGGGGCAGUGGAGUACUGUCACGGGGGACUAGCCCUGUUCCUGGGCCGGCAGCCCUAUAGCGAGAUGGAGGACCGCGGCCCAUCCUCACUCAAGCAAGAGUUCCCCCCGCCCCCCCAUUCCCUGGGCCACCCCACUCUGGCCAUCGGUACACACCCGUACCCCUGCUUCCCCGGCUACUACGUACACAUUUCCCACCACGGCGCCUCAUCGCCCCCACUGAGUGCGGGACCUGUGCCCUACCCUCCCGCCACCAUGCCCCCCAUCACCCUGUGCUCUGGCAGGGUCCCAAACUCCAAGCUGAUGGCCCCCGCGGUCUCGCACCCCUCAGGAAUCCCAAACCCGGCCUUCUGCGGCUCGGUUGGGUCGCCCUGCUUCGGGGAGGCCUGCAGAGUCAGCGGUUACGCCUACAGAGCCAUGCAGCCACUGGCCAACAGGAGGUGCUCUUUCAGCACCGCCUGCUCUGGCUGCGCCCACAAAAUCAAAACCGAGGAGUUCCCCUCUUCCCUGGAGGACCGGAGCCCCUCCAUCCCGGUGUGGCCCGCCCUGCCCCUCUCCAGCUGCCCCGUCCCCAGCGUGCCUCCGGCGGCCCUGCAGACGCUCCUGUCGGACCCCAGCCAGCCCCAGGCGCAGCUCCGCGUGGCGCGCGAGUGCCCCCAGAGCGCCAAGCCCCCCAGUGGCUCACGCUCCGGGGUGCGCAGCUCCACGGGUUGCCCCCACGCGGGCCACGGCAGCAACACCAGCAAGCAGCAGAGGAUAUCCCGCCGCCGAGCCACCAACGGCUGGCUGCCCGUCGGCGUGCCCACCGAGAAGGAGGUCUUCAUUGUGGGGGAAGAAGAGACAGCCUUACGCAGGUGUUAUGAAGGGGUUCAGAGAGAUGGAGAGGUGAUCCAUGUUCGAGAUACUGUCCUGCUGCGCUCUGGCCCCAGGAAAAAGUCGCUGCCCUAUGUGGCCAAAAUAUCUGCCCUGUGGGAGGACCCAGAAACAGGAGAGAUGAUGAUGAGCUUGUUCUGGUACUACCGACCUGAACACACACAGGGAGGCCGCAAUCCCAGUAUGCACUGUGAGAAUGAGAUUUUUGCAUCUCGACAUCAGGAUGAGAACAGUGUGGCAUGUAUUGAAGACAAGUGCUACGUGUUGACAUUAGCACAGUACUGUAGAUUUUGUGCCUUGGUGAAGCGCCGUGUUGAGGGUCUACCCGAAAGUGCCCCGGUGGUGCCACCCUCUCCAGAGUACACCAUCCCGGCACACCGGCGUGUGCCUGCCAACAUCGACCCCGACCUGGUGUUCCUCUGCCGCCACGUUUACGACUUCCGCUACGGCCGCAUCCUGAAGAACCUGCAGUAGGGUUCCUGGGCCAGGGGCACCAUGGGGGAAAAUAAUCGCACACAAGAGAGGGGAGCCGGCAAAGGAAAAUCAAUUUAUUGAACAAAAACAAAAAGCCAGCAGGCAGGUGCCAAAUCUGGUGCAGGGGCUUUCGAGCAGGGGGGGGAUCAGAGAUCAGUAAAUGCU
Messenger RNA from Conger conger (European conger), 3416 nucleotides. It is a transcript of the gene bahd1, whose product is annotated as bromo adjacent homology domain containing 1. NCBI's taxonomy places the organism in Eukaryota, Metazoa, Chordata, Actinopteri, Anguilliformes, Congridae. Gene Ontology annotation, molecular function: chromatin binding. Bases 750 to 3251 code for a protein of 833 amino acids. The transcript is spliced from 8 exons. The record is from RefSeq and is a predicted model, not a curated record.